Rhodofomes roseus is the source of this 3593-nucleotide messenger RNA. RefSeq names its product SNF2 family N-terminal domain-containing protein. Lineage: Eukaryota; Fungi; Basidiomycota; Agaricomycetes; Polyporales; Fomitopsidaceae. Gene Ontology annotation, biological process: reciprocal meiotic recombination; double-strand break repair via homologous recombination. Gene Ontology annotation, cellular component: nucleus. The transcript is spliced from 32 exons. Gene Ontology annotation, molecular function: DNA translocase activity; ATP binding; ATP-dependent chromatin remodeler activity. The coding region runs from base 116 to 3391 and encodes 1091 amino acids. The record is from RefSeq and is a predicted model, not a curated record.
CUUGCGACUCAGCCACGACGACUCGCGUUCUCAGCCUUCCUCAUCGUCCAACCUCAAACUUCUGCAGCUCUGCAAUUAGAAAUUGCUUAGACAUCGCUUAGAAGGCGUUGAAACUAUGCCUGCAUUCCAAAACCCGCAAGCUGGAGCCCAGAAGCGAAAGUCUGACUUCCACGAUCCAAACUCUGCCAAUCGUAAACGGCAAGCGGUAGGGUCGACGAACGAAGGUUGGGUCGGAGGAGGCUCGUCGAAGGAGGUGUACUGGAUGGUACAAUGGCGAGCGCCGCAGUACAAGAAACACAAGACCUGGGAUGGCGAUGCAGUCAUGCAGGUCAUGGGCAAUUCAUGCAACCUGUUUGAUAUGGAGGGCAAACAGUUCUUGAGCGGACCGCUUCAUGGCAUCGAGUCUGCAAAUGCGCUCGCCACAGGAGUCAAUCUUAGAGUCGGGAACAAGGAGCUCGAAGUAGAUCACGUUGUCUCACGUCCGGACUUCAUGUCAGGAAAGUGCUUCACGAACGGACGUGCAGAUUGUUCUUCCCCUGUCGUCUCAUCAGUAUCUGGGGCUAUUCCGAAGCCUUAUGCGCCUCUCAGACCCAAGUUGAUGAAUGACUUCAAGACUCCGAGCAGAGUCACCGAUUCUGUUCCAUCCAGAAAAGCGAUCGAACUGGAAGCCGUCGACUUGGUCAAGGGUGACAGAUCGGCCUCCAAGGGCAAAGCACAGGAUUCAUUCUGGACCGCGAAUUGGCGGAAGCCACAGCAGAAGAAGCAUAAGACAUGGGACGGGGACGCAUAUGUGAGCCUUCGAGCAGAGAAGAUAACCCUCAUAUCCGAAAAGGGCAUGAUCGUCGGCGCAAAGAAGUGGGACGGGCUUCCACUGUACAGUGGAUACUCAACAUUCAUCGGCGGAAGAGAAGUCGAGCUUGACAGCCAAAUAUCCGAGGCCGAACUGCCGACAAUUGUCGGCUCAUCCAUCGAAGCCACUUUGAACCCUGAGCUUGAGAGUCCGCCGCAAACACCAGCUCAGCCUUCCUUCCUGGUCACCUCGAGGAGAGAUUCCGCAGAUACGAGCAGUAGUCCAUCCACGAACUCGCCCGCGGCGCUGAAGAAGUUCGUCCCACCAACAUCAUUCUACGGGAAGGCGCCUGCAAAGCCGAAAGCAAGAGGACCUUUGCACGACCCGAACGCCGAGGGGGCAAUCGUGAUGAAAGCUCCGACGAAGGAACAUGCCGCGAAACAUAACAAGAAGAAUCUACCGACUGUCGAGGUCGUCAUUGACCCCAUUCUGGCCAGACGUCUCCGUCCGCAUCAAGUUGAAGGGGUGAAAUUCUUGUAUGAAUGCGUGAUGGGCUUGCGCAAACACGAAGGCCAGGGGAGCAUCUUAGCCGAUGAAAUGGGUAUGGGUAAAACACUACAAACAAUUGCCCUGUGUUGGACUUUGCUUAAGCAAAACCCAUAUGCGGGCGCGGGUCCGGUCGUCGGAAAGAUACUGAUUGUGUGCCCAGUGACGCUCAUCAAUAACUGGAAGAACGAAUUUCAUAAAUGGCUGGGAAGGGACAGGGUAGGCGUGAUGGUGGGGGACAAGGACAAGGCCUCGAUCAAGCAUUUUGUGAAUUCGAAGAUACACCAGGUGUUGAUCAUUGGUUACGAACGCCUGCGGACGGUGAUCUCCGACCUGGCUUACUGCAACCCACCCAUUGGUCUCAUCAUAUGCGACGAAGGCCAUAGACUGAAAUCUGCGAACAACAAGACAUCGACGAUGUUUGAGGCGCUCAGGACACCGCGUAGAAUCAUUCUCUCGGGAACUCCCAUUCAAAAUGAUCUUGGGGAAUUUCAUGCAAUGGCUGAUUUCUGCAACCCUGGACUACUCGACGAUUAUAAUACGUUCCGCCGCGUCUACGAGACGCCGAUCCUGAAAAGCCGAGCGCCCGGUUGCUCAGCGAAAGAAACUGAGUUGGGCGAAGCGCGGUCCGCACAGCUAUCUGCCAUAGCGCGCAGCUUCGUACUCCGGAGAGAGGCUACCAUCUUGAAGAAGUACCUUCCACCAAAACACGAAUAUGUCGUCUUUGUCACCCCUACCAAGCUACAGCUCGCGAUCUUCAACAAGAUUCUAUCCGCUGACAAGUUGGACAAUCUUGUCCGGAACUCGACCGCCGAGUCGCUAGCGCUGAUCAACAUGUUGACAAAGAUCAGCAACAGUCCAAUCCUCUUGAAGGCGACGCUCGACCAGGCCAAGAACAAAGCUGGCAAUGGAGACGCUAUCAAAAUGAAGGCCAUCGAGGAGGCUGUGACUCUGCUUCCCAACAAGGCCAGAGUGGAGGAUGUCUCCCUGAGCGGCAAGCUGACCGCUCUUGCUACACUUCUUCGAGUGCUGCGUGAGCGAACGGAUGAGAAAUGUAUCAUCGUAUCGCACUACACGUCGACCUUGAACAUUGUGGAGGCAUUCUGCAGAAGCAAGAACUAUUCGUAUAAUCGGCUGGAUGGACAAACACCGCCCCCGAAGAGGCAGGAGUACGUCAACGAAUUCAACAAGGCACCCCAGGCGAAGAGAUUUGUCUUCCUCUUGAGCUCGAAGGCAGGAGGUGUAGGCCUAAACCUGAUAGGUGCUUCUCGACUAGUCCUCAUUGACUCGGACUGGAAUCCGAGCCAUGACUUGCAGUCUAUGGCUCGUAUUCAUCGCGAUGGCCAGAAACGACCUGUCUUCAUCUAUCGCUUCUUGACCGCUGGUGCGAUUGACGAGAAAAUCUAUCAGCGACAGGUAACCAAGCUGGGGUUGAGCGAUUCACUUAUGGGCAACGGCGCAGAAUCAUCAAAGUCUGACUCAUUCACCCGUAAAGACUUGCAAGACAUCUUCACGAUCUAUCCACACACGGCGUGUCAUACGCACGAUCUUCUGGAAUGUCCCUGCGAAUCGUCUGGAGGGAAGAUCAACGUAAGCGCCGAUGAAGACCGCGGUGAAGCGACCGAUGGGGAGAGUGAUGAAGAGGAGCAACAUAUGCAAUUCAUGGCGGCUUCGCAAGUGAGACCAGAGCAGAUGAACAAGCCUGACAAAGCAUACCUCAAACAGAAGAAGGCACAGUUGGCUGCACUUGGCGAAUGGACCCACAUCCACUGUCUCCGACGGAACGCGCGUGAACUGAUACAAGACGACGUCUUGUCGGAGAUGCUGUAUUCAAAGCCCUCAAACGCGAAACCGGGUUCAACAGCGAGUCAGUCACGCCUAGAACGGAUAUUGGAAGCCGUUGAUCUGGAGACAGUGCUGGCGGAGAGUGGCCCCGAUCCGACAGUAGACGAAGUCCCAGGAGGGACUGUAUCGUUCCUAUUCGAAAGGGGCUCGAAGGCACUUGUAGAUGAAGAUGAAGAACAGCCGGAUGAUGACAGCCAGACUCACGCGUAGAACUGAUCAAGAUCAUCUGCUUAGACUGGCCUUGGCUAGAAUGGACAAGCAUCUGGAGGCCAUACACAAUUUCCACUACUUCAAUGCAGCAUUGCCAGCGUAAUACAUACAUCAUACUGCUUUAGUUAUACGUGAACGAUGCGUGCACUGUCUCUGAGAGUUGAUGCAGUUAUGUGUCAUGGUCCUUCAGCGUGCUUCCUGC